GGAAAGUCAUUCUAGCUAACUUCCGGUGGUGCACAAACGCAUGCUUUCCGCCGCGUCUUUCUCAAACGUAAACCAUACGAAGAGACGUUGCUGUCGUCGUUAUUAAGCUGAAUUAAAGGAAUAAAUCAUGAGCAAAGCACAUCCACCAGAGCUUAAAAAGUUCAUGGACAAGAAGCUUUCAUUGAAGCUGAAUGGGGGCAGACAUGUGCAGGGUAUCCUGAGAGGGUUCGACCCCUUCAUGAACUUGGUCAUGGACGACUGCCUGGAGAUGGCACCCGGGGGACAGCAGAACGGCAUCGGCAUGGUGGUGAUCAGAGGCAACAGCAUCAUCAUGCUUGAGGCCCUGGAGAGGGUUUGAGGACGACCCAGAUGCCCCGCCCCAGACGCCCCACCUGCUGACCUGCAGCUUUACUCCUCCUCUCCCCCUCCCCCUCCUCUCCCCAUCCCCUCCUGUCCCCCUCCUCCCUUUUUCAUUCUUAGGAAGGUUGUUUAGUUAUCUGAUGGUAGUUGUUUUUUUUUUGUUUUUUUUAUAAGAAUCUUACUUUUUGAAAGCUUGGAAUUUGUGAUAUCUCUUGUGAAUAAAGUUGAAGGUUGGUUUUUC
Messenger RNA from Osmerus eperlanus (European smelt), 601 nucleotides. It is a transcript of the gene snrpg, whose product is annotated as small nuclear ribonucleoprotein polypeptide G. Gene Ontology annotation, cellular component: catalytic step 2 spliceosome; U1 snRNP; U2 snRNP. Gene Ontology annotation, biological process: spliceosomal snRNP assembly; mRNA splicing, via spliceosome. The transcript is spliced from 4 exons. Gene Ontology annotation, molecular function: RNA binding. The record is from RefSeq and is a predicted model, not a curated record. NCBI's taxonomy places the organism in Eukaryota, Metazoa, Chordata, Actinopteri, Osmeriformes, Osmeridae. The coding region runs from base 128 to 358 and encodes 76 amino acids.